Molecule: messenger RNA, 588 nt
Organism: Adineta steineri
Lineage: Eukaryota; Metazoa; Rotifera; Eurotatoria; Adinetida; Adinetidae
Source: the annotation of a GenBank genome assembly
AUGGAUGCUUAUAAUAUUAUUCUUGAUUAUACUUCACUAUCAUUACAAAACAUUCACAUACACAAGCUUCAACCAAAAUUAUCAACGAUGAAGAAUAAAAAGAUAUUAUUCAAUACUACUAAUUCUCAAUCAGAAAACUCUGUAUCAUCUUCAAAUAUUUAUGAUUCCAAGGAUGAAUCUAGUUCAUCUCAUUGUCGUCGAUCUCGUCAAUGUCAUUUAUCAACACUUAAUACUAUUCGUCGGCAUAAAAAUGAAAUGAAAGCUAGAGAUGCCUUAACUCAAGCGUGUGCAAAUAUCAAACAAUUGAAAGUUGUUAUUGAACCUUUAAAAGAUAUUCAAAGUAUUUUAGAAGGAAAAUAUCAUUCGCAAACCCAAGAAGAACAAGCAAAACUAAAACAAACAGAAUUACAGAGAAAAAUCUAUAAUAAUAAACAAGCACUAUUGAUUCCUUUUAUUUUGGAUGACCAGUUUCAAUCUUUAAUAAAAUCAGUAUUGCCACCACAACAAAAUGACUUAUUAUGUAAUAUUAUGACAUUAUUAAAUAGUAUGGAAGAAUAUUCUUCUUCUUCGGAACUGUUGGAUAAUUAG